ACCGCAACGGAGGCACGUUGGGAAUCCUUAGCCGCUAAACCGAUGUAUUAUGCAAUUUUAUAAUAAUAUUUAGGUUAAGAUAACUAAGGAUGAGUCCGUAGAUAAGGAGUCGAAGGACUUGAUCCUUGUGCACGUGGCGGAGGGCGAUAGGGCUGGGUCGCAUAUGUGUUUUGUUUUGGAAAAAAAAAAUCAUUCAACCGAAGCCGAGGAAAAAAAAACAAAGCUCUCGACGAAAAGGCGAUAUCGUUGUGGUUCCUCGAUCGUGUUCUUCCACGAAGAUCCAAGGUCAACCAACCAUGGGACAAGACUAUAGCUACAGCCAGCCUUCUUCAUCUUCGGAGUUUGACACGACCUCCCUACUCUUAGCAGAAGCUGAAGCCUACGCGGAUGAAGCUGAGAGUACCUACACAAUUGAAGAGCCGGUUCAGUACCCACUGCAACCUGAGGCAGAUGAAGGCAUCCCGACGACAUGCUAUUGUGGUGCUGAGCCAGUUGUUGAAACUUCGUACACUCCUAGAGAUCCAGGCAGAAGGUACUUCUCGUGCGUCAACGUUGACGAUGGAGACUGUCACAUUUGGAAGUGGUGGGAUGUGGCUAUCAUGGAGGAGAUGCGUGACGCUCAGAGAAAAAUCAGGCUGCUCAAGGAUCAAUUCUUUGAGACUGACCAGAAGGUAGCAAAGCUAGAGAAGACCGUUGGUUUGUUACGUAAGAAGAAUUCAAGGGUUGCAAAGGGAGUUUGUCUACUGGUCAUGGUAAUAACGGUCUUGAUUUUGUGCUGGAAGAGCUUUAGAGGAUUUAAGCCACAACGUCUCAACUCGAGAUUGUCUUGCCAGGUACGAUCUUGCUGCUGCUUAAUAAAAACCAGCAGUUGGUCGGGAGCAUUGACUGUAUGCAUUGGGAGUGGAAAAAUUGCCCAACCGCUUGGAAAGGACAGUAUGCACGUGGAUAUCAAAACCGACAAUUGUCCUAGAGGCUGUAGCUUCACAAGAUCUUUGGAUCUGGCACGCCUUUUUUGGUCCUCCAGGUACAUUAAAUGAUAUUAAUGUCCUCGAUCGGUCUCCUGUAUUUGAUGAUAUUUUAGAAGGUCGAGCUCCCAGGUUAAGGUAUGUGGUCAACGGACACAUGUAUAAGUUGGCAUACUACCUCACAGACGGUAUAUAUCCCAAAUGGUCAACAUUUAUCCAAUCUAUCACACUCCCUCAAUCUCCGAAACAAGAGUUAUUUGCUAAAGUGCAAGAAGCAGCCCGAAAAGAUGUGGAGCGGGCUUUUGGAGUAUUGCAAGCUCGAUUUGGGAUUGUGAAAAACCCGGUUCGUACAUUGGACAAAGAAAAGAUAGGGAAGAUUAUGAGAGCGUGUAUCAUACUACACAAUAUGAUAGU
Molecule: messenger RNA, 1379 nt
Organism: Brassica oleracea var. oleracea
Lineage: Eukaryota; Viridiplantae; Streptophyta; Magnoliopsida; Brassicales; Brassicaceae
Exons: 4
Coding region: 297-1037 (246 amino acids)
Molecular function (GO): zinc ion binding
Source: RefSeq, a predicted model, not a curated record